Cornus florida is the source of this 1006-nucleotide messenger RNA. Its product is annotated as heavy metal-associated isoprenylated plant protein 39-like. The transcript is spliced from 3 exons. Gene Ontology annotation, molecular function: metal ion binding. Lineage: Eukaryota; Viridiplantae; Streptophyta; Magnoliopsida; Cornales; Cornaceae. The coding region runs from base 263 to 808 and encodes 181 amino acids. The record is from RefSeq and is a predicted model, not a curated record.
CGGAUACGUGCACUGAUUCCUCUCUCUCCACUUUCUCUCUCCUACUCUGCAUUUCUUGUUUUGAUUUGGAAAACUCUCACUGUUCGCCCAAAAUUCUCCAUCUCUUUCAAUAAAAGAAAUAUUCGCUUUCGUAUUAUCUCACUCUUUUCAACAUUUCCGUUUCUCCUUUUUAUCUCUCUCUAAUCUCUUCUUAGGAUUCUUCUCUUGGUUCUCUCAUCCCAACUGCAUUUUACCCUCUCAGUCACACCCUAAGGAAUUGCAAAUGAAGAAGUUCAUCUUGAAAUUGGAUUUGCAUGAUGACAAGGACAAGAGAAAGGCCUUGAAAACAGUCUCUUCUCUUUUAGGAAUUGAUUCAAUCUCCAUAGAUAUGAAGGAUAAGAAGCUGACAGUUACGGGAACAGCUGAUCCGGUGAAAGUAGCAAGCAGAUUGCGAAAAUUCUGGCCAGCAGAUAUACUAUCAGUAGGGCCAGCUCAAGAACCUAAGAAAGAGGAGCCAAAGAAGGAAGAACCAAAGAAAGAGGACGCAAAAAAAGAGGAACCCAAGAAGGAAGAAGCUAAAAAGGAAGAACCAAAGAAGGAAGAAGGUAAAAAGGAAGAAGCAAAGGAAGAAGCAAAGAAAGAAGAACCAAAGAAGGAAGAAGAGAAAAAGAAAGAAGCCGAGCCGGCACCGCCGCCAGCAGUGGUAGGGAUUGUGCCAUACAAUUAUUACAGGCCAUACUAUCCUCCUCCUCCUCCUCCACUGAACACAUACUACCAACCAGUUCAUCACAGCAUGGAGGAGAAUCCUACUGCAUGUGUUAUCUGUUGAUUUUGGUAAGGAAGUGUUGAUUUUUGUUCUUUUAUUAGUUGGUGUUGAAUUUAAAUCUUCUCAGAACCCACCAAGAACAAGAAAUCUCUUGUUGUAUAGAUAAUGAUGCUUUGUGUUGUUCAGGUUAACUCAUGUGUAGAGAGUUGAAUAAAAUUUUGGUAAUUAUAUUAUUACAUUAUGAAAUGCUCAUUUUACAAA